AAAUGCAUCCAUAAAGGAACAUUCUUUGACAAAUCUUCAGUCUGUUAAAGGGGUAGUGAAAUUCACCGUCCAACCUUAAUACGCUUGAAUCAUUGAAUCAAAGCAAGCGUCAAAAAUCCAAAAGCUAGCUCUAUUUACCUAUUCUUCCCUAUUGUUCUUGCUUUUGGAGCUUGAUUGUAUUCCUUGACUGUGCCAUGAUUUGUGGGCAAAAUUCUUGAAAUCAUUGCCUUCCCUAGCUUUUGUCUCCUAAAAGCUUUGUGGGUCUUCGUUAGUUUAUGCAAAGAGAGGACUUUUGUUCCUCAAUAAUACUCCCGAAACCGGAUGUUGUAGCAGAGAAACCGGAGGGGGUGGUAAGUAAUGGUGGGAAUCUAAAGGAGGAGGAAGAGGAGAAGAAGGAUGAAGUAGCAGCAGAGAAAGUGCGGUCUAAGAGGCGGUCAUCGCGGCCAAAUCCAAGGUUAAGCAACCCUCCAAAGCACAUCCAUGGCGAGCAAGUCGCCGCUGGAUGGCCCUCCUGGCUCUCCGAGUUCGCUGGCGAGGCAAUCAAUGGCUGGACUCCCCGCCGAGCUGAUGCUUUUGAGAAGCUUGAUAAGAUUGGACAAGGCACAUAUAGUAAUGUGUAUAAAGCUAGGGAUACUUUAACGGGGAAAAUUGUGGCAUUGAAGAAGGUUCGGUUUGAUAAUAUGGAGCCAGAGAGUAUUAGGUUCAUGGCUAGAGAGAUUUUGAUUUUGCGUCGUUUGGAUCAUCCUAAUGUUGUUAAAUUGGAAGGGUUGGCAACGUCUAGGAUGUCAUGUAGUUUGUAUCUUGUAUUGGAGUACAUGGAGCAUGAUCUGGCUGGACUGGCUGCAAGUCCGACAAUCAAUUUCACUGAGUCUCAGGUGAAGUGUUUUAUGCACCAACUAUUAUCAGGGCUUGAACAUUGUCAUAACUGCUAUGUACUGCAUCGUGAUAUCAAGGGAUCGAAUCUUCUCAUUGACAGUGGUGGAGUUCUCAAAAUUGCUGACUUUGGGUUGGCUUCAUUUUUUGAUCCUAAUAAGAAGCAACCCAUGACUAGUAGGGUUGUUACCCUGUGGUAUCGACCUCCAGAGCUUCUUCUUGGUGCCACUGAUUAUGGUGUUGGUGUGGACCUCUGGAGUGCUGGUUGUAUUCUAGCUGAGUUAUUAGCUGGGAAGCCUAUCAUGCCUGGUCGAACUGAGGUGGAGCAACUGCACAAGAUUUUCAAACUAUGUGGAUCUCCUUCUGAUGAGUAUUGGAAAAAAUCAAAGCUUCCACAUGCUACAAUCUUUAAGCCUCAACAAUCAUAUAAACGAUGCAUAGCAGAGACAUUUAAAGACUUCCCACAAUCAUCGUUGCCAUUGAUUGAGACUCUCCUUGCAAUUGACCCUGCUGAGCGUCAGACUGCUACAGUUGCAUUGGGGAGUGAAUUUUUCACAACCAAGCCUUAUGCUUGUGAACCUUCCAGCCUUCCAAAGUAUCCUCCCAGCAAAGAGAUGGAUGCUAAACUGCGAGAUGAAGAAGCUAGAAGGUUGAGAGCAGUUGGAAAGGCUAAUGCAGAGGGAGUGAAGAAAGCACGUGCACGUGAUCGAGCCGUGAGGGCAUUUCCUGCUCCAGUAGCCAAUGCGGAGCUUCAACCUAAUAUUGAUAGGCGGCGUCUAAUAACACAUGCAAAUGCGAAGAGCAAGAGUGAGAAAUUUCCUCCUCCACACCAAGAUGGUACUCUUGGUUAUCCUUUGGGUUCUUCACAUAUAGACCCCGUCUUUGACCCCCCUGAUGUUCCAUUCAGUACCACAAUUUUCUCCUAUUCAAAGGAACCGAUCCAGACUUGGUCUGGACCAUUGGCUGACACUGCUGCUGUGGGUGCUCCAAGGAGAAAGAAACACAGUGAUGGGCGUCCAUACCCAAAGUCAUCCAAGAAAGACUCACAAAAAGAAAAGAACUCUGCUCGAAUCUAAGAGAAACAAAAUGAUUUCUGGAUUCUUGUGAGAGUAGUAUUGAGGCUGCAGAAGUUGUUGACACAAUGUUACUUAGGUACGGACCGGGAAAGCCAGUUAAACCGUAUGGAGAGGUGAAGAUAUCUUGUAUUCAUUUUUCUUAUUUCUUGUUAUAUUUUUUUGCAUGUUGAGAAGCUUCUCUAAAAUUGUAUAUGUAUUAUAAAAAAUGUAUUUUGCAGUCCAAACUGCAAAAGAUUAACUUAUUGGAUGAUGAGGAGGCCUGCUGUUAAUGGGUGCGGGCUUUUUUAUUUAAUUUUUAAUGUUUUGCAGUCUCAACUGUAAAAUGAAUUUAUGUAUUAUUAUUUCUUCUUCUGAAUACUACACUAUUUAUACAAU
Rubroshorea leprosula is the source of this 2324-nucleotide messenger RNA. The record is from the annotation of a GenBank genome assembly. Lineage: Eukaryota; Viridiplantae; Streptophyta; Magnoliopsida; Malvales; Dipterocarpaceae.